ACGUUUUUUUUUUCUCUCUCUCACACACAAUAACUCAUCGCUACAAAACAAAACUACGUAGCCCUUUCUCAAUAACUCCACACACAAUGUCCGGCGACGAAGCCACCACUCCCCCCACCGCAGCCAAACCUUCCGCCACCGCAGCCGACUCCCCGGCAAAACUCCAAACCGCUGUCGAAGCCCUCUCCUCCAUCGUCCCCUCUCUCUCCAAGCUCACCCCCGCCUCUCUCCUCACCAGCCCCGACCUCUACCCCAAAAUCUCCGCCCUCCUACGCCAGCCCAACUCCGGCGCCGGCGACAACAACCUCUGCCGCUGGCUCUACGACACGUUCCAGUGUGGCGUCAUUGACCUCCAGCUCCUUGUUCUCCGCUUCAUCCCCAUCAUCGCCGGCAUCUACCUCUCACGCGUCGCCGACCGGAAACCCCAAGCGGGCUUCGAAGCCGUCCUCCUGGCCCUCUACGCGCACGAAACAACCUCACGCGCCGGGAAGCCCGUGUCCAUAACAAUCCCCGACCUCAGCCAAUCCAGCGUGUACCACGAGGGCAGCGCUAAAACCUCCGGCAAAGGCCCCAGCACCCCCAACUCCGGCGGCACCGAGCCCGAAACCGCCGUGGUGUCCCCCACGCUGGAGCCCCACGGCACCGUGCGGUCGACACGGCGAGCCCGCAUCGUGGGCGUGGCGCUGGAACUCUUCUACACGAAGAUCGGGCAGAUGCCAGUCUCUUCAAAAAUCGAUUUUUGCGAGUUCUGCAAGGUGUGGGCAGGGCAAGAUGGUGAAAUGUAUAAGCAGUUCGAAGAGGGUGGAGAGAAGGAUGAGGAUGAAGAAGAAGAAGGAAAGAGAAAGGAAUUAGAAGCGGUUAGUUCUGAGGUGGUGGUUGAAAAGAAGGCGAAGGUUGAGGGUAGGGUUCCUCUGUGUUGGGAAUUGUUACAACCUGUGAUGAGGAUUCUGGGACACUGUUUGUUGGGUCCUAACAACAACAGAGAGGUUGAGCUUUUUGAUAAGGCUAAUGAAGCAUGCAGGUGUUUGUUUUCGAGGAGCAUGCAUGAUGUUAACCCUAAAGCUAUUCUUCCCAUGAGGAGUCUCAUGAGACUCUCCAAAACUGUUAUGCCCAACAACAACAACGUUGAUCCCACUGACCUACCUUUCUCUGAUGUUAUUUCUCUCUGAAAAAUCAUUUUUUUUCAUUCCCAUUCUCAAACCACGUUCAUUCUGUAGUUUCUGUUCUUAUCUCACUCUCUUUCUUUACCCAGAAAACAUAU
Molecule: messenger RNA, 1261 nt
Organism: Vigna unguiculata (cowpea)
Lineage: Eukaryota; Viridiplantae; Streptophyta; Magnoliopsida; Fabales; Fabaceae
Product: hyccin
Biological process (GO): phosphatidylinositol phosphate biosynthetic process; protein localization to plasma membrane
Cellular component (GO): plasma membrane
Source: RefSeq, a predicted model, not a curated record